Paramuricea clavata is the source of this 291-nucleotide messenger RNA. Lineage: Eukaryota; Metazoa; Cnidaria; Anthozoa; Malacalcyonacea; Plexauridae. The record is from the annotation of a GenBank genome assembly.
AUGUCAGUUACUCCAAAGCCUCGUUCAAAGCGUGUUAAGCGUUUUGAACAGUCCCACACACCAUCUGGACAUGGGGCGUGGUGUAGUAAUAACAUUGCGGCCUCUCUGGGCCAAACUAAUAAUACCACAGAGGAUUGUCUUGAUGGAUCCACUGUUAUUGAUCCAAUUGCACCAUUAGACGUCAUUCACACGGAUGAUGCAGAGGAGAUGGAGGCCCAGUCUGCGCCUGUGCCAGAAUUGCCGCCGACUGUCUCAUCUUCAGUGUUUGGUGCUGACAAUCCAUCAACUUUU